AUACGCCAUAAAAAGCCUUAAUAGUUAUAUAACACUAAAGUGCAAUAAAGUAGUUAAAUUUAAUAUAUACUGGCGAUGAGGUAGAGGUAAAUUCAGGUAAAGGGAUGAGUGUUGUAAGGAGCCUUGACGGACUGACGAUGCAGAUUCCUAUAAAAGUCACCGAUCAAGACGGUCUUGCGGAAUGGAUGAUGAUAGAGCUCCAGGGAGACCUGGAGUCGCGGACCAAGUCAGAAAUGCGAAACAAAUUCAUUGGAGAUGUUCACUUCACCAAGCAGGGCAUACCAGUUCUUAUCAUUGGUCAUCAUAUAUUAUACGGCAAGGUUCAAGAUCUCGACAAGCCCUUAGCAGUAAUGAGAAAGACGAGGGUUGACGAGAGUAUGGACGUUGAUGGCCUGCAAGACUUGCAAGAUAGACAUGCACACCAGUCUGUGGAGUACAGCAUCAAGGCAAUUGUCAAGAAGAAACUUCUCUUUAAAACUAGGCCAAAGCCAAUUAUUGCAAGCAUGCAAAAUUAAAUUCAAUAUUUUAUUAAAAAAUAUUUUUACACU
Molecule: messenger RNA, 548 nt
Organism: Procambarus clarkii (red swamp crayfish)
Lineage: Eukaryota; Metazoa; Arthropoda; Malacostraca; Decapoda; Cambaridae
Product: chromosome transmission fidelity protein 8 homolog
Biological process (GO): mitotic sister chromatid cohesion
Cellular component (GO): Ctf18 RFC-like complex
Source: RefSeq, a predicted model, not a curated record